CCUCCACACACCGCCCUCCCCCAGCUCCGUCACAACUACCCGCGCCAGAAAUCAGAAGAGCGAGUCCAGGGGCACGCGCUACACUGACGGACAGGUGAAGAAACCAAUCGAACACCAAGAUUGGUGGGGCGGGGGGGGGGAGAGCCCUGGAGUUGGCAAUCCAGAAUACGUGAACGUGCGAAGGGACCACCGUUUGCAAAGCGGUAGAGAGCCCGGAAGGGAGAAGGGAAAUCGAAAAAGGUGGGCGGGGCCGCUCACAUGCCCACCCCACAGUGGGAACCAAUGAAGGCGGGAAAUAUUCCUAUACGUUAUUGAAUCUUCUCUUCCCGGGUCCUGCGUGCUGUGUGUUACGAUUGGCUGCGGUGACUCGAGGUCGUGCUGCCAUUGGGUGGCCUGAGUUCCGGCUUCAAGGAGCGAGAGGAGUAACGUUCCCGGAAGUUCUAUUGAAAUGUUCUAAAAAUCAUAAGAGAUGGUGAGGUUUAAGAACAGGUACUUCCUCUGUGAGAUUAUCUCUGAAGACUCACGCUUUCAGCAAUGCAUUGAUGAAUGGGCUGUGCACAAUACAGUGAAGAAUGUCAUUGCAAGAAUUCAUGGAGACUUUGGGCUUGCUUGCUGCUCCAUUGCAUUCUCAGUGAAGUAUCUCAAUGCCUACACAGGGAUAGUUCUUUUGUGCUGCCGGAAAGAUUUUCAUCGGCUUCUCUGGUCAUCUCUGCCUUUUAUAACUCACUUAGAGAGCAGGAACCAACGUUAUCCAUGUUCCUUUAACACGCUGCAUGUUGGAGCUACAAUAAGAACAUGUCAGAAAUUCCUAAUUCAGUACAACAGGAACCAGCUACUGGUGUUGCUGCGCAACUGCACCAAUGAAGCAGAUAGACAAGCUAUCCAGAAGUCAGUACAGAGCUGUAUGGUUGUAGAAGAGGAACAGUUUCACAGUAAGGAUGAAGAAAGUGAUGACGACAGCAUGAAAUGACUCUCGGGUUCCUUUUUGAGCAAGCACUGAUAUUGAAGAAACCAUUUUCCCUACCACUCCGCCUUUGGGGAAGAAAAAUAAAGAAUUUAUGAAAAAAUGCAA
Messenger RNA from Heteronotia binoei (common prickly gecko), 1072 nucleotides. It is a transcript of the gene POP5, whose product is annotated as POP5 homolog, ribonuclease P/MRP subunit. The transcript has 5 exons. Gene Ontology annotation, molecular function: ribonuclease P RNA binding. NCBI's taxonomy places the organism in Eukaryota, Metazoa, Chordata, Lepidosauria, Squamata, Gekkonidae. Gene Ontology annotation, cellular component: ribonuclease P complex. The record is from RefSeq and is a predicted model, not a curated record. The coding region runs from base 470 to 970 and encodes 166 amino acids. Gene Ontology annotation, biological process: tRNA 5'-leader removal.